UUUUUCCCGACAUUAUGCACGAUAAAUCUUACCGAAUCGAUCGACAAUUAUGUUAUCGAAGUGUUCUGAAUCGGCCUGUUGAAUAGAUAAUGCACUAUUGAUUAGUGUAUGUAUACCUGAUACACUAUCACCACCUAUCAGUAUCACCUAAUAUCACCAGUUGUGCAUUCAGCACUGAGUACAUUGGUAUACGCAUUCAGUAUCAACAUGACAAUAACUAAUAGGGCUAUUAUUUUUACGUUAUUCGUGUUAGCGUUCCCUGUAUUCAGAUGUGCACGGAUAUUAGUAUACGUGGCUACACCAUCAAUAAGCCACCAAGUGGUUUUUCGUCCCCUUACACAAGCAUUGGCUGCACGCGGCCAUGAAGUCACCGUUGUCACUCCUAAUCCAGCAUUUUCAAAAUUUAACGCUCCAGCAAAUCUGACAGAAAUCGAUGUCCAUGACGUAUCAUACCAAAAUUGGGAAGAAAUAUUUAUCUACCACAGAGGGGUCAAAGAAGAUUUCGUGCAGGAAGUGAUAUUGAUGUUCAAAAAAUUUGCACUUAUCUUCGAUGCACAACUAGCAACACCCGGUGUACAGGAGAUUUUAAGCAAAGACAAAAGCUAUUUCGAUGUAAUGCUGCUCGAAUCCUGUAAUCGCCCGCUCCUGGGGCUAGUUGAAAAAUUUGAGGCACCGGUUAUAUUAAUUAGCUCUCUGGGAGCAGUUCCAGCUCAAUAUGCUGCGUUAGGUGCACCUGUGCAUCCGCUGUUGUAUCCAUCACCCGGACGACAAAAAUUAUAUAAUUUAUCUCUACUUGAAAAGGGGAUAGAGAUUUUUAACAAUGUCGUGUUAGAUUACUUGAUUUCAAGUGCUGAAGAUUUUGAUCUAAGUAUAAUUAGGAAGAAUUUUGGUGACAAUGUUCCCGGUUUUGAAAUAUUAGCUAAGAGAAUUGUCAUGAUGUUUCUUAAUGAACAUCCGAUUUGGGCAGAUAAUCGUCCCGUUCCUCCAAACAUUAUUUAUAUCGGCGGCAUACAUCAACCACAGGAAAAAGAUCUUCCCAAGGACCUUGAGGACUAUUUAAAUUCUUCGAAGCACGGCGUUAUAUAUGUUAGCUUCGGCACCAAUGUUUUGCCAUCUCAGCUUCCUCCAGAAAAAAUUGAAAUUAUGACAAAAGUUUUCUCUCAACUGCCUUAUGAUAUUUUAUGGAAAUAUGAUAAAGAUUUUCUCCCAGGCCAGUCAAAGAACAUAAAAUUAUCUAAUUGGUUGCCUCAAUCAGAUCUUCUAAAACAUCCCAAAGUCAAAUUAUUUAUAACCCAAGGAGGUUUGCAAUCAACGGACGAAGCUAUUAAUGCUGCUGUACCUGUAAUUGGUAUUCCAAUGUCAGGUGACCAAUGGUAUAAUAUCCAGAAGUAUGUCCAUCACGGGAUAGGCUUGCAACUAGAUAUAAUGACACUGACCGAGAAAGAAUUCAAGGAAACGGUCAACAGAGUAAUUCUGGAUAAGAGUUUCAAGAACAACAUGAUAAGACUAAGGGCAGUCAUGAGAGAACGCCCGAUAAAACCUUUGGACCAUGCAGUGUGGUGGACGGAGCAUAUCAUUAAGUAUGGUGGAAGUCACCUAAGGGCACCAGCGGCUCACAUGUCCUGGUUCGAAUACUAUGAAGUUAAACUGGUACUAAUAGUGAUGAGCAUUCUAAUAACAAUCAUAACAGCACUGUUUUGGACCGUGAAAUCAGUUUUUAAAUUCAUAUUCAAUUUGUAUAAAAUUAACAUCAAAUUAAAGGAACAUUAGAACUCUGUGAUCAAACUUGCAUUAUGGUAGUAAUAGUGCAUGCUUUGGAAAUACUCGUAUGUCGGGCGUCAGCAAUUAACUCUUCUAUGUGCACUAUAGUUCAUAAAAGUUUACUGUUGCAAAAAUUAUUUAUCUGUCUGUCUGUGAAAAUGAAACUUG
This is a messenger RNA of Maniola jurtina (meadow brown), 1929 nucleotides long. RefSeq names its product UDP-glycosyltransferase UGT5-like. The transcript has 4 exons. The coding region runs from base 208 to 1770 and encodes 520 amino acids. Lineage: Eukaryota; Metazoa; Arthropoda; Insecta; Lepidoptera; Nymphalidae. Gene Ontology annotation, molecular function: UDP-glycosyltransferase activity. The record is from RefSeq and is a predicted model, not a curated record.